ACCAACUCCGCACCAUCGUCCUCGGAGUGAAACACUGGGGCAGUCGCUGCUCCGUCUUCGCUUUUUUCGGUUUGUUUUUCUGCAGCGGGCGCGCGCGUGUGUGUGUGUGCGUGUGCUGUAAAUUAGUUGUGAGCAUGCAAGGCAUCGGUCGUCACCGAAACAAGGACUCAAGGAGUACAUGGACAAAUCGGCAACUUAUAUUUUACAAAUGUACUUUAUAUUUAUUCAUCUUUAGUCUGGAACUGAAGAGGAGCGUCACGGCGCCGCUGGACUCUGACGAUUUUGCUUUCUUCAAUGAGGGCCCCCAGGGGUGCCUGGGAGUGCGGGAUCACUCCCUCAUCUUGUCAACCUCCUGUGAGGAAGACAGCCAGCGCUGGAAGUGGGUGACCCGGGGUCGCCUGUUCAACCUGGGCUCCUCACUGUGCCUGGGCGUGAUCACUGGGAAUGUCACCUCCAAUCCGGAAAAGUCUCCUCUGGGCGUGUACACCUGUGACCGUGAGCCUCCCAGAGUACGCUGGACCUGGAACUGCGGCCAGGUGUUGGACAACCUCAACAACUACCUUCCCACGCCCAUGUUUUGGAACAGCUCCUCAACCUCCUCCCCUUCAAAUCUCAAAUGGACACUGCAUGGCGGUCUGCAGGACCUGUGCUCUAAAGCAUAUCGUGAGAUCUACACAAUCCAGGGGAACUCUCAUGGCCGCCCCUGCUAUUUGCCCUUCCUGUAUGAUGGCCAGUGGUUCCACAACUGCACCAGUAUCGGGCGUGAGGACGGUCACCUCUGGUGCGCCACCACUUACGACUAUGGCAAAGACGAGCGUUGGGGCUUCUGUCCUGUGAAGAGCAGUGGCUGCGAGACAUUCUGGGAUACCGACCCACUGACAGCCAGCUGUUACCAGUUCAACUUCCAGGCUACGCUGUCAUGGAGCGAGGCUCGGAUCAGUUGCCAGCAGCAGGGAGCAGACUUGCUGAGCAUCACCAAGCUGCAUGAGCAGACAUACAUCAAUGGCUUACUCACAGGCUACAGUGCUGCUUUGUGGAUCGGCCUCAAUGACCUGGACAUCAGUGGAGGCUGGCAAUGGGCUGACUCCUCACCACUCAAAUAUCUCAACUGGGAGUCAGACCAGCCAAACCAUGCUGAGGAGGAGAACUGUGCUGUGAUAAGAACUGAGUCAUCAGGUCGUUGGCAAAACCGCGAGUGUUCUGUUGCUCUGCCGUACGUCUGUAAGAAGAGGCCCAAUGCCACUCUGGACCCCUUCACUACUGACUCGUGGGCAGAUGAUGAGAAAUAUGAGUGUGAUGUGGGCUGGCAGGCCUUCCAGGCUGGCUGCUACAAGUUGACCUCAGAGAAGAUUGACUGGGAUACAGCUCAGAAAACCUGUCAGAGGAUGGAGGCCAACCUGGUCAGCAUCCACACCCUACCUGAGCUAGAGUUCAUCAUACGCAACCUGAAGAAAGAUAUAGACCAGCUAUGGAUAGGGCUCCAUGACACUGAUAUGCAAAUGGACUUCCAAUGGACUGACCACACGCCCGUCAUCUUCACCUACUGGCACCCCUUUGAACCCAACAACUUCCGCAACACCCAAGAAGAUUGCGUCUCCAUCUGGGGAGCGGAGGGCCGCUGGGAUGAUAGCCCUUGUAAUCUGACUCUGGCCUCCAUCUGUAAGAAACCGGGAACAAAGAGUGAUGGGAAGCCACAGCACCAAGACUGCAAACAAGGCUGGAAGUGGCACAGCCCAGCUUGUUACUGGGUGGGAGAAGAUCUGUUUACCUUUGAGGAAGCCAGGAAGUCCUGUGAGGACCAUGAAGCCGCCCUUGUUACCAUUAACAAUAGGUUCGAGCAGGCCUUUGCCAACAGCCUGGUGUUCGGCCGCUCUGGUGAUUCCUUCUGGAUCGGGCUCCAUGACCAGGUCAACCCCGGCUCUUUCCACUGGCUCAGUGAGGAUAAAGUGUCCUACACAAACUGGAAUCGCGACCAGCCAGUCAACGUCCACGGCGGCUGCGUCUCCAUGGCAACGGGCUUCGCAACAGGUCUGUGGGAGGUGAGGGAGUGUGCGUCAUCAAAGGCAAAAUUCAUCUGCCGUCAGAACCAGGACACGUCUCUGAGCCCCGAGCCCCCCGUCCCUCAGCCCACCCCAAGCCUCAGCGGCUCCUGUCCCAGCGGCUGGAAGAGCAAAAGCAACCUGCACUACUGUUACAAGGUGUUUCACUCCUCGCAGAUGGAGAAGAAGCUGAGCUGGCUGCAAGCUCACCUGUCCUGCCGGAGACUCGGAGCCAACUUGCUGAGCAUCAGCAGCCCAGAGGAGGAGCACUUCGUUCAGCAGGUCCUCCAUGAGGCCGUUGGGGAGUCGGAGGACUACGAUCUGCACUGGUAUUGGAUUGGACUGAACCGCAGAAACUCAAUGGACAAUGGCAGCUGGAAGUGGAGCGAUGGACUGGCUUUCACGUACCAGAACUUCGGCCGCUCCUUCUACAACAUCAGGCAAUGCGCUGCAGCAGACUUGAGCACUAUGAUCUGGCUGGCCAUGCACUGUGACACUGAGUUAGACUGGAUCUGCAAGAUCCCCAGAGGUAGUAUUGAGAAGGAAACGGACAUCUCUGAAGCCACCACUUCACCGGAGUGGAUUGGCUUCCAGGAGGCUGAGUAUAAAUUUUUUGACCACCGCACCACUUGGGACCAGGCCCAGAGGAUUUGCUCCUGGUUUGACUCCUCGCUGGCCUCCGUCCACUCAGCUGAGGAGGACGCUUUCCUGGCAAACACUUUAAGCAAGAUGGUGAAGGUGGAGGGUGACAACUGGUGGCUGGGGCUUCACACCUCUGAAAACGAUGGCCGUUUCCGCUGGUCAGACCACUCUGUGCUGAAUUACGUGUCCUGGGCCCUCGGGAGGCCGCACCCAGUCAGCCGUGAUCGCAGAUGUGUCCACACUUCCGCCAGCAAAGUGGAGUGGGCUGAUCAAAAGUGCCACUCUGACCUGCCCUACAUAUGUAAGAGAGUGAAUGUCACAGGCACCAUUCCUCCAACUCCAUCAUCCCCCCACCCACCUUCAGGCUGUCCUGACGGAUGGUCUUCCUAUCAACAUAAGUGUUUCAGAGUUUUUGAUCAGCCGUACCGAGUCACAUGGUCUGCAGCCAAGAUCAAAUGUGAAACGCAGAGAGGUGUACUGGCAGUGGUGUCUAAUCAUUUGGAGCAAGCCUUUGUCACUACACUGCUUCAAAAUGCCAGUGUUGAGCUUUGGGUGGGUCUGACCUCAGAUUCUAAAGGUCAUUUCCAGUGGGCCAAGGCUGGCCUCCUCAGCUACACCAACUGGGCUCCCGGAGAGCCACUAGACAACAGCGGACCACACCACGACAAGAACCCGGGAAACUGUGUGGCGAUGAUUCACGGGAACCCACAGAAGAACACCGGCAUGUGGGCGUCCCGCGCCUGUGAGAUGGAAAGCAAUGGCUUCAUCUGUCAAAGGUCACAAGACUCAGGUCUCCCUGCGGCCCCAGCUCUUAUUCCUGCCUCCCUGUCAAAGCCCAUAGAGCUGGGUGGAGUGACCUACCGCAUUGUGGAGAAGCGUCUGGACUGGACUGGUGCUCUGCACCUCUGUGAAUCUUUCAAUGGGACCCUUGCCACAGUGAGGGACCCCUACCAGCAGUCUUACCUCACACUGCUGAUCAACAGCCUGCACCGGCCUGCCUGGAUUGGUAUCUACAGUUAUGGAGGACGGAGCUACUGGCUGGGUGAAGAUGAAGUGUCGUAUUCAAACUGGAACGAUGGGGAGCCCCAUCAGCUGACUGGAUGCGGUCACAUGACCACUACUGGGCAGUGGACUAUGACUCACUGUGAUGUUAAUCUACAGGCUGCUAUCUGUCAAAUUGGUGAUGAGCCUGUGCAUCAUGAGUGGAUCUACCCCGGCGAGUGCCCCCACUCUCUGGGGGAGUGGUCGUGGGUGCCUUUCAGAAACCACUGUUACGCCUUCAACCUGCAAAGUCUUAGACUGCAGCAGGAUGCACGUACAUCCUGUAAAAAAGUGGGAGCUGAACUUCUCUCCAUCUUGGAUGCGACAGAGAAUGGAUUUGUAUGGGAACACAUCCAGAGCAAUGCGGAGCAGGCGCACGGAGCUUGGCUGGGCGUCAGCGUCAGCGUGAACGGUAGAGGCCUAGUGUGGAACGGGGACACAGUGAUGUCGUACAGCAACUGGGAGGCUGAUGUCGGCUUCUCCGUUCUGUCCCCAAACUCCUGCUUCUGGAUCCAGAGCAACAGCGGCCUGUGGAAGCCGGGCUCCUGCAGAAAUCGCACACAUGGAGUCAUCUGCAAGAUGCCUCGCACUGCGGAAACCUCACCUGUUAUAAACUUGGAUGACGACCACCUGCCCACUCUGAUUGUUGUCAUGGUGACGGGCCUGGUGCUGGUGGUGCUGAUAGUCGGCGUGAUCUACUUGUACCGUCGGCGAACUGUUGGGUCCCGGGGGUCCUAUGAAGGGGCCCGCUACAGCCGCACCAACUCCAACCAGGGGGAGCAGGUUGAGAAGAACAUCCUGGUGUCUGACAUGGAGCUGAACGAGCAGGCAGAGUAGCAGAAAACCGACCUGGAACGACCAACCCAGAACGGGGACCGAACUUUACACAGAAGAGGCUGAUUCAGACAGACAUUGUGGCAUUUAUGUUGUUGUCUCUUUUAAAACCAAAAAAGAUUUUUAAAGUGCUGAAGGGCUGUGUAGAGCGCAGCAGAUGUUUAGUUUUUAAAUUGAAUCCCCGCCUUCUCAAUCCUUUUCUACCAAGACUUAACAGUUCUACCAAUUUCUCUCCAGACAAAUCAGGUCCUUUCAUACGUCCACAACAGUGGUCAUAAUCGGAUCUAUUGGGAGUUUAGGUUAAUUGCAGAAGCUGGAAAAGUUCAACAUAAAUCGGUUUUAUGAAAUCACUCCUCACUGUCCCCUCUGGUGCCAAUGUAAAUUUUUGCUCAGUGUAAAUUUGCUUUUUUGUUCCCAUUUCGAUUGAAAGACUUACAAAGCAAAAAAGUACAAUCACAGCCACAGAUCGACUCUUAACUGAAACCAUUUGUCUCUGUCCUCUAAAUACAUAGCCACAGUCUACUUUGGGACCAAAUUCACUUCUUCUUUUACUUCUGUUUUGCCAUGACAGUAUUUACAUGAACUUGAGGUGUGUUUUUGUUGUUUUAUUGCAUUCAUGUCCUUCCUAUUGAUUUUUUUCGUUAUCUGUGCAGCUGUAGAGAACUGUUACUGAUGAUGCAUGUGUGGUUUUUGUGAGUCCGCCUCUCUCCUUCUUCCUGAUCUGACACGUCAGCACCAGCUGGCAGAAGAGCAGAGGAGGAAAAAGUCCAAAUGUGAAUGUGUGGAGGGUGACAGGGACCAUUAUUAGUGGUAAACCGUCUGAGGGUAGUACACUUUUGUGCGCAUUACUAAUACUUAGUACUGUACUUAGUGUUGAAAGCUGGUCUUUAAGUAGACUACAUUGUCUUUUUGGUACUGCAGGACUGAAAGUUGUCAUGAAAUUAUCGGACUUUCAGCUCCCAUGGCUCUCUGUUCAUUUUGGCACUUUCUUCUAUUAUCUUGAGUUAAUUCAUUCUUGGUCGUCACUUGCCUUUAGUCAUUCCAAACUUGUGUUUGUUUUGGCUCCUAAUGUACCAUCUGGUGCUGAUUCAGCAAUUUUUAAGAGCAGUAAUCCUCUUUGUAUGCAACAUGAAAAAGCAGUUGCAAUUUGAUAUUUCUCUUGAUUCGUCAUUUUUAUGGACACAGUUCACUUCUCUGUAUGCUUUAUCACUCAGAUAUUUUUCACAAUUUGUCUUUUUAAUGAUGCAGGUUUAAUAUGUGUUUUGACUUAAAUACGACUGUAAACUUCUCAUUGCCCCACAAAAAAACCCUCAAGUGAAUGACUAUGUUGUAUAUAUGAGAGCCAAAGAAUGUUUUAAAAGUGAAUUCACUAUGUUGUGUACGAAGACCUCCUUCCAUUCUUUUUCUACGUCAUUUUAAGAUUUCACAUUUGCGCAGGGUAAUGACCACGAGUUAAUUUGCCUUCUCAAACAUUUUUCUUUUCCCCUCAGCUCUUGCUUCUGAGUGCAUUUCUGUCUUUCUGCCUGCAGGAAUUUCUUGCAGCCAUUUCAGUCUGAGGCUUUUGGUGUCUCACAGUGCUGCUGUGAAAAAAAAAAUACUUUUUUUUGCUGCCUGAGUUGGACUAAGAUAGAGGGGGAAGGGAGGAGGAGAGGGGGGAAGGAGAAGUGUGUGUGUGUGUGUGUGAGUGAGUGUGUGCAGUCUCCAGCUGUGGAAUGUUGAGUCGGCAAGAAGAGCUCAGUGGCACGUCUGGAACCAAUCAGAGAAGGGGUGCUCAGGGACAUGAAGGGUCAGAAAGAAGAUAGAAAAAAAAAGGAAAACUGGAUGAAGGAGAAAAAGGGGGAAAGGAGGAGUGUGAGGAGGAGUCAGGGUUGUAGGAAGAGAGGAAUCAUGCAGACAAGGAGGAGUGUAAAGGGUGCAGGAGUUUGUCCCAGGUUUACCCUGGCCUCUGCUGGUGGUUUUACUGUAAAGGUUUGUCUUUGUAUACAGUAGAAUGAAAACUGUUUAAGGUGAGGUGAAGAUGCGAGACCAUCGGUGUUCCCUAAAUGAGAUCAUCUCUGCGAUGCAGGUCAGAUCUUGUCCCUGUGAAGAUUAGCUGAAGCACAUGUUUUUGUUUUGUUUUUCUG
Molecule: messenger RNA, 6679 nt
Organism: Anoplopoma fimbria (sablefish)
Lineage: Eukaryota; Metazoa; Chordata; Actinopteri; Perciformes; Anoplopomatidae
Gene: mrc2
Product: mannose receptor, C type 2
Molecular function (GO): signaling receptor activity
Source: RefSeq, a predicted model, not a curated record